AUCCAAGCGAAGCGCUGUGAUGUGCUAUUUGUUGCCCGCUGGAUGUGUCAUUUUCGUUGUAAUCUUGCGCAAUUCUGGGUCGUAGUUAUUUAUUUUAUGUGCCCAUUAUGAAGCUUUUCGCCAUUGUAUGAAGCGCAGUGCUGGUGCGCACAGCACAGCCGAUGCAAGGACUCUCCGUUUAGGACAGUGUGCGACUGACGUCGGUGGUUGUCGUAAUGUUACAGCUGGCAGCGAUCACCUGUGACCAGCCUGCGACCAACGAGCUGUGAUAUAAUGUUUUCCUCGCUUUUGAGGCGGAGUGUGUUCAACAACAUAACAAGAAUGAAGCUGGCGACUACCGCACUGCCGGAAUUGAAAGCACUGGCCGGCGCUAUCAUCGAACAACAGGAGACGACGCAGGGAGAGAACAAGCUCAAGUCAUUUUGCAGUGCUUACAGGCAGGGUACGAAAGUGCAGAAAGCUGAAUUUUUGCAGUUUCUUGCACGGGAAUUUUACAUUGACCGGCAACAAUUUGAGGCAUCUGCCAGAAGCUACCUCGAGGACACACAGAAUGAGCCAGCAUUCCGGUUCAGGAAUGAAGAGCGCCUGGGUGCCCUGCUUAUGCCGAAAUAUGUGUCGUUCUUUCACAUACUGGGAAGGAGUGAAGGUGGUGUCAAGUUUCUCGUUGACAUGAGGGGCGACUUGCUUGAUUUGAUGCUGUCAAUACAACCAGAAAACCCUUGCUUCUAUGAUGUUCGGCACAUGAAUACCAUUCUCAAGGACCUGUUGGCACUGUGGUUCACGGUGGGCUUCAUCAAACUGGAGCGCAUCACGUGGCAGUCAUCUUGUGAAAUGCUGCAAAAGAUCUCAGAGUACGAGGCCGUUCAUCCAAUACGAAACUGGACUGACCUGAAGCGACGUGUGGGCCCUUACCGCCGCUGCUAUGUCUUCACGCACAGCUGCAUGCCUGGCGAGCCCAUUGUAGUGCUGCACACUGCCCUUACUAGCUCCAUUUCGUCCUCCAUUCAGAGGAUCGUUGGCCACCGGCAUAGUCCCACAGAACCUGAGCCCCCUGAAGAUUGGGAGGAUGAAAAAAUCAUCAAGUGUGCUAUCUUCUACUCAAUUUCCUCAACUCAGAAAGGUCUACAAGGCAUCGAGCUUGGAAAGUAUCUCAUCCAAAGUGUAGUGAAGAAGGUCAAAGCCGAGUUCCCCAACGUGAAUGAAUUCUCAUCACUUUCUCCAAUUCCUGGCUUUAAGGAGUGGAUCAUGUCAGAAAUAGUGAAGAUCCUCAGAGGUAAUGCCGAGGCAAGCAAGCUGUUCAAUCGUCAGAAGCUAGAGGCAGCUGUGGAGCCGUACAGUGAAAACAGGCAUCCGUUGGAUGCGCUUCUGAUGCUGCUGCGCAACAACGGCUGGUUCCACAUUCCCGAACUGGUUGCCCAGCUUGAGGAGCCUCUGAUGCACCUCUGCGCAUUCUAUCUCUACCACGAGAAACGGCGCGGUUAUGCUCUCAACAGCGUUGCCAACUUUCACCUGAAAAAUGGCGCUGUGAUCUGGCGGCUAAACUGGCUGGGUGACGUUUCUCCCCGUGGGCUUUCAUCAUCUUGUUCCAUUAUGGUGAACUACAGGUACUACUUGGAGGACAUGGAAGACUACAGGCAUACUUAUGUGGAGAACGGAACCAUCACAACUUCAGACAUGUUCGCAGAACUGCUGAAGCCUCUUCAAUCCUUGUUGUAAAGUUGUUUGUCAUUUAA
Messenger RNA from Rhipicephalus sanguineus (brown dog tick), 1733 nucleotides. RefSeq names its product malonyl-CoA decarboxylase, mitochondrial. The coding region runs from base 274 to 1716 and encodes 480 amino acids. Gene Ontology annotation, biological process: positive regulation of fatty acid oxidation; fatty acid biosynthetic process; malonyl-CoA catabolic process. Lineage: Eukaryota; Metazoa; Arthropoda; Arachnida; Ixodida; Ixodidae. Gene Ontology annotation, cellular component: peroxisomal matrix; mitochondrial matrix. The transcript is spliced from 11 exons. The record is from RefSeq and is a predicted model, not a curated record. Gene Ontology annotation, molecular function: malonyl-CoA decarboxylase activity.